Messenger RNA from Brassica rapa (field mustard), 2381 nucleotides. RefSeq lists its product as uncharacterized. Lineage: Eukaryota; Viridiplantae; Streptophyta; Magnoliopsida; Brassicales; Brassicaceae. The record is from RefSeq and is a predicted model, not a curated record.
CUUCGGAUAUUCAUUAGGGUUCGGAUAUCCAAUCUCUCCUAAUUCAACACCCGUUCAGAUAUUUUGCUACUUUGAUUCGGAUUUCAGUUCGGGUUUUUCGGAUCGGGUUCGGGUGCGGCUUCAGAUAUCGGGUAAAGUUUCCACUCCUAGGUGAGCUAGUGGUCUACACAGUCUUUUUUUUUUUUUUUUUUUGGCAUGCUUACAAAUUUCUAGAGAAGAACUUCUCAAAAUCUCGGAAGGUUAUAUAAAUCUUUUAGAUGUCUCAAGGCCCAUGAUCAGCCCAAUAACCCAGCCCGAACUAUGUUGAUUCCUAUUCCGUUUUGCACGGUUCGGAGAUCGCAAAGGGUGAAACUGUAAUUUAAGCAAGAAGCGCAUGAAUGUCAGUUCCUAACAGACGGGUGAGAGACGAAACAUUUAUUAUUUUUAUUUCCUUUUUGUGUGUUCUGUUCUGUUUCUGUCUACCGAGUUUCUUCUUCUCUUCGGCGGGAGAAAAUUGAGACGAUAAUACGACCAUGGAAGAGUCACAUAAAACGACAGCCUUGAAGAAAGCUUACGCGGAGAUUAUCCUAAACACGGCCAAGGAAUCAGCCGCUAGGGUUAUGCUCUCCGACAGAAAAUCAGCUCGCUUUCACCACGAUCUCUCUCAAACCAAGGAGGAAGCUCUUCGUUUGCUUGUCCGAUUGAAACAUAUGAUUGAUGCUAAGACGAUUGAAGGAGAUGUUAUAUCAUCAAACCAGCAACGACAGAUUGAUGUGCUUGAAGCUCAGCUUCACGAGGCUGAAGAUAUUAUUACUGAUCUCAGGUCUGAGGUUAGAUGGGUCAGAGAUAGAUUGGAGAAAGCUAAGGCUUUUGAGUCUCUGGAAGAAGAAGAAGAAACGGUUUAUGUUCAUCCAGAGGUUGUUGUUGAAAGUGUGAAUCCUAGCUCAUUGGAUGAUGUUGAAUGUGAAAAUGAGGAAAAGCAGUUUGAUGGGUUAAGUGUGGUUGAUACUUUACAGGCUUAUGAGUCUCAGGAACGGAACGUUGUGAGCGAGGAGGAAGCAGAAAUGGUUUCUGCUCACAAGGUUGAUCCAGAGGUUCUCGUUGAAAGUUGGAAUCCGAAUCAAGAGGAUCGUGAUGAAUGUGAAGAUGAUGAAAGUUUGGAGAAAGCAAAAGCUUCUGAGUCUCAGGAAAGGAACCUUGUGAACAAGGAAGAAGAAACGGUUUCUACUCACAAGGUUGAUCAAGAGGUUGUUGUUGUUGAGAGUUUGAAACCUGAUAAAGAGGUUGCAGAUACGUGCAAGAUACAUGAUGAAAAGCAGUUCAACGGGUUAGGUGUUGCUAGUUUAAAGGAAAACGAUGAUGUUUGUGAGUCGGAGUUGGAUGGUGAUAUCAGAAUCAAAAAGUUUGAGCUGUCUAGGAAUGGUUGUACACAGAGGAUCCAUGCUUUGGAGAGGAUAUCAUCUUCUUCCGCAGAUGAAGAGGAGCAACAAGGCACAACUGAUAAGGACAGUGAAGAAAGCUUGAGCUCAGGAAAAGCUGGCACUUUGGAGAACACAAGAUGUCUUGUUCUUGCUCUUAGAGCUAGUAGUGCAGAGGUGGUAACAAUACCUUCAAACGCAUUAGGAAUCAAGAAAGCCAGGAAAUUAAGAGGAAGGAGAAAGAGAAGGUUUGGCAAACCAAAAGCUAAAUCGGUUAGGCCUCAAAGUCAGCUUAUAAAGCCUUGUCAAUCUCAGUCUAAUAUUACCUCUUCCAAGACAUCAACUUCAGAUGGCGAAGAAUCCAUGGAGACGCAUCUGUCCGUAGAGAGUGAGGAGGUGGAUGACCUUAAGACCUGUGGAGAGUUGAAAGAACAUUUGCAGCUUAAACGUACUCUAGACAGUGAUGUGUUGGUAAGUUGUGAAGGUGAAGAAGAAAGUGUGGUUCCUUGUACCAAAAUGGCUUCUGAAUCAAAAGUUACUGCAGUAGUAUCAGAUCAAAUCAGUGAGUCUCCUCCAAGAGCCAAUGUAAAUCGACUCUUGAAGUACACAUUCCAAAGGAAACGAAAGAGAGGAUCUGCAGACGAUAGUAAUAACCUUCCAAGGAAACAUCAAGAAAACAAAGCUCAAGACCAAAUUGAAUCUACUUUGAGUAAAUGAAACCAUCUUAUAGGAAACCACACAUCUUAAAUCUUUGUCUGAGAGUUGAUGGUAGACUGGCUAGUCUUUGUGCAAAGGGAACUCUUGAGAACAUAUAGUAAAUAUAUCAACUAAAAUGCUUAAGCUGAGAAGUAUGUACUUAUCUCUCUUGACACCUUAUGGAUUACAUUUUAACUUUUCAGCUUAUUGUGACAACAACCCUAUGUUCUCGAGUCAUUCGAACUUGGAAGAGUGUUUUUACUCAGAGAACCAAAGUUAAUAUCACUC